Messenger RNA from Rhopalosiphum maidis (corn leaf aphid), 2609 nucleotides. Its product is annotated as ATP-binding cassette sub-family F member 3. The coding region runs from base 237 to 2384 and encodes 715 amino acids. NCBI's taxonomy places the organism in Eukaryota, Metazoa, Arthropoda, Insecta, Hemiptera, Aphididae. The record is from RefSeq and is a predicted model, not a curated record. Gene Ontology annotation, molecular function: ATP binding; ATP hydrolysis activity. The transcript is spliced from 13 exons.
UGAUUAGUUGAGUUUCCAAAAAACAAAAAAAAAAAAAAAUCAAAUUGGAAUAUAGAUUAUUCAAAAAUCAACAUCAUGUAUAAUAUUAUUGUUUAAUUACAUUUAUGUUAUUUUAAAAUAAAUAUAACUUUCGUAUGCUGAAAUUAUGCCAAACACACGUCCGUUAAUACUCAAAAUACACUUUAUAGAAUAAUUAGUUAAUAAUUUAGAUAGGUAUAAUUUAUUAAGUAUAAGAGAUGGAUCAUUGUAAAGAUUUUAUUAAAACCGAAUUCCCCUCUAUUGAUAUAGAGAUGUUUCAAUAUAUAGAAGGUGUUCUACAAAAUGGAAUUGAAGAUUUCCAUGAUUCUGAAGAUAUAUUUGAAGCAAUUGGUGAAGUAUUACAGGAAAUAGCAAAUAAGUCCGAAUCAGAUAUCAGAGGAAUCUGUUCAAAAUUAUUAAAUUUUAUGCGACCUCAUUCUGAUGACAAUGUAAUAAGAAAUGGUCAUACAAAAAUUCUGAAUGCUCCAGUGCAUUUAGCUUCAAUGGCAGCAGAUCUGGAAGAUAACGAUAUGGAAAUCAAAAGUAUAUGGGUUAAUUCAAGAGACGAUAGUCUGAAAGUGGAUAAAAAAAAACUGGAAAAAGCUCAAGCAAAAUUGCAACAAAAACAAGAUAAACGGACUGAGCAAGUUAUCAAAGGUGUAGGAACUAUGAGUGUAGUAAAUAGUAAAAUGGAUGCUGCAACUGCUUCACAAGUAACAAGUAAAAAGGAAGCAAAACUGGAAGCUAAAGGAAAUAAUCGAGCUCAAGAUAUAAGGAUAGAAAAUUUUGAUGUUGCUUAUGGAGACAGAAUAUUACUUCAGAAUACAGAUGUAACUUUAGCAUGUGGUAGAAGAUACGGUUUAGUUGGAAGAAAUGGUCUUGGGAAGACUACACUAUUAAGAAUGAUUUCAGGUGGUCAGUUGCGAAUCCCAUCUCAUAUAUCAAUAUUACAUGUUGAACAAGAAGUUGUUGGUGAUGAUACACCUGCUUUAGAAUCUGUACUGCAGUGUGAUUUUGUUCGACAUCGUUUGUUAACUAGAGAAAAAGAAAUUAAUACAUUGAUUGCUAAUGGGUCUACGUCUAGUGCUGAAUUAUCUUCUGAAUUAAGCGAAAUAUAUAUGCAAUUAAGUGCCAUAGAAGCUGAUAAGGCCCCAGCUCGUGCAAGUGUUAUACUUGAUGGUUUGGGUUUUAACCCAGAUAUGCAAAAAAAAGCAACUAAACAUUUUUCUGGAGGAUGGCGUAUGCGUUUAGCUCUUGCAAGAGCACUUUUUUCAAAACCAGAUUUGUUAUUACUGGAUGAACCUACGAACAUGUUGGAUAUGAAAGCAAUUAUAUGGUUAGAAAAUUAUUUACAAACUUGGCAAAGUACAUUAUUAGUAGUAUCUCACGAUCGUCAUUUCUUAGACACCGUACCCACUGAUAUAUUACAUCUACAUUCACAGCGCAUUGAUACGUACCGAGGUAAUUAUGAAAUUUUUGAAAAAACCAAAAAUGAGAAACUUAAAAACCAACAACGAGAAAUUGAAGCACAAAAUGCUCAUAGAGCUCAUGUUCAAGAGUUUAUUGAUAGAUUUAGGUACAAUGCUAAUCGUGCUUCUAGUGUUCAGAGUAAAAUUAAAAUGCUUGAAAAAUUACCUGAAUUAAAAGCUAUUGAGAAAGAAGUAGAAGUUGUAUUACGAUUUCCAGAAACAGAAGGAUUGUCACCUCCCAUAUUACAACUUAAUGAGAUUUCAUUUGCAUAUCCCGGUUGUAAUAAUGUUCUGCAAAAUGUUAACCUUGGAGCUACAUUAGAAUCUAGAAUUUGUAUUGUGGGUGAUAAUGGAGCAGGUAAAACGACAUUAUUGAAAAUUAUUAUGGGCAUUUUAAAUCCUACAGCCGGUGUUAGAAAUGUACAUCGAAGUUUGAAGUUUGGUUACUUCAGUCAGCAUCAUGUUGACCAACUAGAAAUGAAUCUUUCUUCUGUUGAACUAUUACAAUCUUCCUUUCCAGGUAAAUCCAUUGAAGAAUAUAGACGUCAAUUAGGUGGUUUUGGUAUAUCAGGUGAUUUGGCAUUACAAAGUGUUGGUAGUUUAUCUGGAGGUCAGAAAUCGAGAGUAGCUUUUGCAAGAAUGUGCAUGUCCAAUCCAAAUUUUCUAGUACUUGACGAACCUACCAAUCAUUUAGAUAUUGAAACAAUUGAAGCUUUAGGCAAAGCUAUACAAAAAUAUACAGGCGGUUUAAUACUUGUAUCUCACGACGAACGCUUAAUACGUAUGGUUUGUAAAGAACUAUGGGUUUGCGGUGGUGGAAGUGUUAAGAGCAUUGAAGGUGGUUUCAAUGAGUACAGAGCCAUCGUAGAACGUGAACUUGCAGAAGCAGCCAAGUAGACACCAUUGACCAUCCUGUGUAUCUAAAAUAAUAAUUUUUAUAUAUGUAUUAUUGUUUCCUUGUUGGCAUUUAUUAGGAAUUUUACCACAAUUGUAUGUACAUUGCUCUGUUAUUAUAAAUAUCAUAAGUUAACAAUUUUCAUAACAAAGUAUGAGUAUGAAUUGUAUUUACAUACAAUUUUGUGAUGAUUUGUUAUCAGCCAUUAUCAAUACACAUAUAAUAUA